AUGGUCGAUUGUUACAUGAAGCUGUUCCUGGAAUUCCUCAAGUGCCUUUUUACCCAGGUGUUCCUGUUCUUCGUCUGCGGCCCCAUCUGCGCGUGUGUGAGACAGACAGCCAAGAUGACAAAGAAGCGCCGUAACAAUGGACGCAACAAGCAUCACCGCGGUCACAACAAGUUCAUCCGCUGUGACAACUGCGGUCGCGCUUGCCCCAAGGACAAGGCCAUCAAGCGCUUCCUCGUGAAGAACAUUGUUGAGCAGGCCGCUGUUCGUGAUCUUGCCGAGGCUUCCGCCUACGAGACAUACGUUCUUCCCAAGCUGUACCUGAAGAUGCAAUACUGCAUCUCCUGCGCCAUCCACUCCAAGCAGGUCCGCAACCGUUCCCACGAGGGCCGCCGCGACAGGACUCCUCCCCCUCGCUUCCGCCCCCGCGCGAGGAAGCCCCAGGGCCCUAAGCCUGAGGCUCCCAAGAAGGCAUAAGCGUCCCGCUUGCUUGCUUGCUUACUUGCUGUGGUGACGUGUUGAGUCUGUUGGUUGCUGCUCCCUUGUUUGAAUGAAGAUUCAAAGCGUUCCUUUGUUCUUUGAGUACAUCAACAACUCCCCGAGUGAACCAACGUGGAAUGAGGA
Messenger RNA from Salpingoeca rosetta, 621 nucleotides. RefSeq names its product 40S ribosomal protein S26. The record is from RefSeq and is a predicted model, not a curated record. Gene Ontology annotation, cellular component: cytosolic small ribosomal subunit; ribosome. Bases 1 to 474 code for a protein of 157 amino acids. Gene Ontology annotation, biological process: translation. The transcript has 5 exons. Lineage: Eukaryota; Choanoflagellata; Craspedida; Salpingoecidae. Gene Ontology annotation, molecular function: structural constituent of ribosome; mRNA binding.